Molecule: messenger RNA, 1173 nt
Organism: Aspergillus glaucus CBS 516.65
Lineage: Eukaryota; Fungi; Ascomycota; Eurotiomycetes; Eurotiales; Aspergillaceae
Product: TLC domain-containing protein
Exons: 2
Coding region: 1-1173 (390 amino acids)
Biological process (GO): lipid homeostasis
Cellular component (GO): membrane; endoplasmic reticulum
Source: RefSeq, a predicted model, not a curated record
AUGCUAGACCCUUUCCCCUCAUCCCCAUCAUGGCUCCGGGACGCCGUCGAACCCUGGGCCCUCUACUUCAACCUCCCUACGAUAACCGACCACAUCCAUGAAGUCAUUUUCGCCUUCGUCUUCUACCAAUUCAUCCAUUCCUACCUCUCCCCAUGGCUCUCCCCGGUCCUCUUCCCGCAGCACUACCCGAACUUCAACAAACGUACCAAGUUGAACUGGGACGUGCAUGUUGUGUCGCUCGUGCAGAGCACGGUGGUAUGCGCUGCUGCCUUGUGGGUGCUGUUUACGGAUAAGGAGCGGAAGGAGAUGAAUGCUGGAGAGCGGAUUUAUGGGUAUACCGGGGCAUGUGGGUUGAUCCAGGCGCUUGCAACGGGGUACUUUAUCUAUGACUUGUAUAUCAGUUUGGUUUAUGUGAAGAUGUUUGGACUGGGGAUGGUGUUCCAUGGGGUUUCUGCGCUGUGGGUUUUUGCGCUUGGUUUUAGACCAUUCGUCAACUACUACACCCCCGUCUUCAUCCUCUACGAACUCUCCAGCCCCUUCCUGAACAUGCACUGGUUCUUUGACAAGGUCAACAUGACCGGCGGCAAAGCCCAGUGGUACAACGGCAUGGCCCUGCUCUCAGUCUUUUUCUCUUGCCGUCUCGUCUGGGGAACCUGGCGCUCCGUCCAUGUCUACAGCGACAUGUGGCAAGCCCUAAGCCAGACGUGGUCUGCGACUGCCUCAUCUGCAUCGACCCUGGACCCCGUCAACAUCAACGCGCACGUAUUUCAGAUCCGCGAUGGGAAUCUCUGCGUCGAUGAGGCGUGUGCGAAAGCGCAGGCGGAGAUCUCGAAAUACUCGCAUCACACUGCUGCGGGAACGCCCACUUGGCUUGUUGUGACGUAUAUCCUGUCGAAUAUUGUGCUCAAUUCGUUGAACUAUUACUGGUUCUCGAAGAUGAUUGAGACCGUUCUCAAGCGGUUCCGGGGCCCUGCUGCUGCUCCUGCCAAGAAGGAAGAGAAAGAGGUCAAGGAAGAGGAGAAGGACAUCGUGCUUGAUGCGGCGACGAAACUUGAACAGGAGCAUGAUGGUCUGUUGCUUGGUGAGGAGCAGAAGUCUUCUGCGCUGAAUAGCAGUACUCUUAAUCUCGUUGAGGAUUUGAGGAAGAGGAAGGUUGGUCCGGUUCCUAGCUAG